AUGGCCGGCCGCGCUCCAUUCCUGUCCUGCAUCGCCCUGUUCUCCGUGGGCCUUUUGGCUCCCACCUUUACGCCGUCCCUGCUGGGCUUUCCCAAGGCCAAGGGCGCGCAGCAGCGGACGCGUUCACCGACGCAGCUUCAAGCGGAUGCUUCGGGCCUGAAUCCGUUCGGUCCUGUGGUGAGCUAUGCCAAGGCCCUCAGCGACGCAGCUGAGUCGAAGGGCGAAGAUGUCGCCGCGACGCAGGACAUGUUGAAGAUCAAGGAACUCUACCAGUCGGAGGACUUUCAGGAUUCUCUCUUCCUGGUGACGAACGACUACAACCUCACGGCCGUGGAACAGGCCGAGGCCCUCAUCAAGCUGGUGCAGCCCUUGCAGUCCAGUGUGGUGCCAAAGUUCAUCGUUUUCUUGGCCAAGAAGAAUCGCCUGAGAGGCCUGAAAGCCAUCUGCCUCGAGUACGUCCAGAGCCUCUAUUACAGGCAGUCGAUUACUCCGGUCACCGUGCGGGUGGCUCAGCGACUGACUGCGGAUCAGCUGGAGAAGCUGAAAGAGAAGAUGAG
Messenger RNA from Symbiodinium necroappetens, 557 nucleotides. Lineage: Eukaryota; Dinophyceae; Suessiales; Symbiodiniaceae. The record is from the annotation of a GenBank genome assembly.